AUGUUCCGUAGGAAGACUUGUUCUAUCAAGAAAUUGGUCAAGAAAGCUACAUACAGAACGAGAUAUCUUAGCUUUGAAAAGUUUUAUAUUAAACAAGAAAGUUUAUUAAGACAUGGUAUUGAGGGCUACACAUCUACAUGUAUUGCUGCAGCUGCUGCCAGCAUCCGAAGAGGGUUCUUUGCUGUUUAUGUAGGUGUUGAGAGACAACGAUUUGUUGUGCCAACAAGCUGCUUAUCUCAUCCGCUCUUCAAGAUUUUAUUAGCCAAGGCUUUGGAAGAGUUUGGGUACAAUCAAAAGAACGGUUUGGUUAUUCCUUGUAGUGUUGCAACUUUUCAAGAGGUUGUUAUGGUGACGAAAUGUUGCAGCUGUAUGUUUGAUUUUGGACAUUUUCUCGAAGAGUUUAUUAUAUAA
Molecule: messenger RNA, 411 nt
Organism: Lactuca virosa
Lineage: Eukaryota; Viridiplantae; Streptophyta; Magnoliopsida; Asterales; Asteraceae
Source: the annotation of a GenBank genome assembly